GGAGGGGUAGAUUGCGCUAGCGAGGCUGUUAUUAAAAUGUCGUCAGCUACUGGCCCUCGGCCGCUGUGUCAGAUAAAAUAAUUCAUUCUGCCAUUCUAGCUCUUCGGAUUUUUGCCACGAAAAGCUUGCGAAAAUGAAAGCAUACUGGUUUGACAAUCUUUCCGGCGACCAGCGAGAAGACCAUGACUCCGGCCGUUCCGUGACUGUUGCAGAUCUUGAAAAGCUUGGAGUGCUUUACUACAACCUCUCCGACGUGUCCGCUGUCAAUCAGCUCGCCAGUGAGCGCAAUUAUAAGAACAGAGAUGAGGUUACCGUGUCACCGAAGACUAUGGGUGACGUCUACGAGAGCAAGGUCAAAUCAUUUUUCAGCGAGCACUUGCAUGAGGACGAGGAAAUUAGAUACAUCCUUGAUGGUGAAGGAUUCUUCGAUGUCCGAAGCAAAGACGAUGACUGGAUACGCAUCCGUCUGCAGAAGGAUGAUUUGAUCAUCUUGCCCCCAGGGAUCUACCACCGGUUCACCACCGAUUCUAAGAAUUACAUCAAAGCUAUGCGGUUAUUUAAGGAAGAACCCAAGUGGACUCCUUUGAAUCGUGGCCCUGAACUGGAUGAAAACGAGUUCCGAAAGGAAUACGUUCAACAAUAUGGACUUGCUGCUUAAUGGGUUCUUCUGGUUGACACGAGUUGCAAGCGCCCGUCAGGGUCCUUGGGAAUACUACAUACAAAAAGGAUGAAGAUAUGAUUUUUUGCCGUUUUACAUAGCGUAAGCUCAGAAGCGCCUUGAUGUUUUCCACCUAUAAAGUAAGGAAAACACAGCAAUUUGAUAUCCGCAGUGGUUACAAAAUUUAUCCAUUUCAGAUC
Molecule: messenger RNA, 858 nt
Organism: Xylona heveae TC161
Lineage: Eukaryota; Fungi; Ascomycota; Xylonomycetes; Xylonales; Xylonaceae
Product: putative ARD/ARD family protein
Exons: 3
Coding region: 134-658 (174 amino acids)
Molecular function (GO): acireductone dioxygenase [iron(II)-requiring] activity
Source: RefSeq, a predicted model, not a curated record